CCGCAGCGAGCGAAAGGCGAAAACAAACAUGCAGAUGUUUGGCGGGUGAUUUUACUGCUCAAUUCUACAACAAUAAAACCUACAUUUCCAUGAAAACCAACUGCGUGUAAUAUUUACAGAUUAUCUAAUAAAUGCUUUGCACAAUGAAAUGAAGUUAUAAAUAAAGAGGGAUUUCAUCGCAUUUUUCUCUAUAAUGGCAGGAAGGGGCAGAGGGCAGCUCACUUUCUCCGUGGAGAUCGUUGGAAUCGGUAAAGGAGAAAAUCUCCCUCCAUCCUCCGUCCAGCCGACCCCUCUAUUCCCUCCUUUGGAUCAGAAGCCGGUGCCCCUGCAGACGGGUGAGGAGGCUGAGUACAUGCUGGCUCUCAAACAAGAGUUCAGAGGAGCCAUGAAGACGCUCCCCUUUUACAUCCGUCCAGCUGCGCCCAAGAAAGAUGUGGAGCGUUACUCUGACAAAUACCAGAAAAUUGAAACCUCUGACCACAGUUUGGAAUGGAAGCCAGAUUGGAGGCGUUUUCCGAAGGAGCUGCGCGUGAGAGAGAAGAGACCCCUGAGAGACAAAAGCCCAGCUGUUCCCAAACAACCCAAACAGCCACGCGUGGACAAAGAGGAGAUCAUACGCAAACUGGAGACUCUGGAGCAGAAAGAGGAAGACGGGAGUUCUGAUGAAGAGGAGGGAGAGAAAAAGAAGCCACAAGAGGAAGAGGCUGAAGGAGAGGAAGAGUAUGAUGAAGAGGAAUUUGAGGAUGAAACAGAUUACAUCAUGUCCUACUUUGACAAUGGGGAGGAGUUUGGAGGAGACAGUGAUGAGAACGUGGAUGAAGCUAUUUACUGAAGCAGGUGACCGAGGCUCCAUAGAACUGCUC
Messenger RNA from Carassius carassius (crucian carp), 863 nucleotides. Its product is annotated as DNA-directed RNA polymerase III subunit RPC7-like. Gene Ontology annotation, biological process: transcription by RNA polymerase III. NCBI's taxonomy places the organism in Eukaryota, Metazoa, Chordata, Actinopteri, Cypriniformes, Cyprinidae. Gene Ontology annotation, cellular component: RNA polymerase III complex. The transcript has 8 exons. The record is from RefSeq and is a predicted model, not a curated record. The coding region runs from base 194 to 832 and encodes 212 amino acids.